UCGUCUCCGCCUCACUUUUCUAGUCGGCAAGCAAGCCUGUCGGAGCCUCAAGAAGUACUGCCACUCCUGCUGUUGAUAAACUGUAAGGAUUUCUACUCCUCUACUCAACAUUUAUUUUGUUCCUUUGCAUCCGAUUUAUAAGCCUCCAUUUUCGAAUAGGCAAUGCAAUUGUAAGACAUUCAACACAAUUUUUGAAAACGUGAAAUGCUGCAGGCAUAAGGAUGCAAGAGACUGUAGUCUUUCACACGGACUAAAAACCAAAUGGAUGGUCUACUGAGUAGCUCAACCCCUUACCAUCGGCUAUGGAGACAUGCCAAGCUUCGUGAGUGACCUUUCUAUCACACCAUGAAUGCGAUCCCUAACGCUCAGAGAAGGAAGAAGUAACCUCUGUUCAUUACCUAAGGAAGAGUGCUGUUGACAUUGUGCAGAGGAAACAAAGUCUAAUAAAAGAAAAAGAAAGAAAAGAAAAAGAUGCCAAAACGUUCAGAGGAGAUGCUGGCUGAGCUGUGGACAUCUCUGCUGCUUGUGUGGAUUACUUGUGUUCCCUACACCUCCAUGACACCCAUAAUCGGCCAGUCUAAAAGUUUACAGAUAGCUGGUUCCACGGCAACAGCGCGUGGCCUCGUCGAAGGACAAAGAAUACUGAGUCGAGCCAAGAGAGGAUGGGUUUGGAAUCAAAUGUUUGUGUUGGAGGAAUUCUCUGGACCAGAUCCAAUUUUAGUUGGCAGGCUCCACACGGAUCUGGAUGUCGGUGGCAAGAGCAUAAAGUACGUCCUCGCAGGCGAGGGGGCGGGCACCAUCUUCGCCAUCAACGAGAUGACAGGCGACAUCCACGCCAUGAAGAGGCUGGACCGCGAGGAGAAGGCCGAGUAUACUCUCACGGCGCAGGUCAUCAACGCUGAAACGGACCAACCCCUGGAGCCACCUUCUGAGUUCAUUAUCAAGGUUCAGGAUAUCAAUGACAACCCGCCACAGUUCAUUGAAGGGCCCUACAGGGCCUCAGUCCCGGAGAUGUCAGCAGUUGGUACACCUGUGACGAGGGUGACGGCCACAGACGCUGACGAUCCAGUCUAUGGGAACAGUGCUAAGCUGGUGUACAGCAUUCUGGAUGGACAGCCUUACUUCUCAAUAGACCCCAACACCGCAACUAUUAAAAUUGCUCUGCAAGCAAUGGACAGAGAGAUGAGGGAGGAGUACCUUGUUGUCAUCCAAGCCAAGGACAUGGGUGGUCACAUGGGAGGAUUGUCAGGAACUACAACAGUCACUGUGACUCUGACAGACAUCAAUGACAACCCGCCAAAGUUUUCUAAAAGUCUGUACGAGUUUGUAAUCCCAGAGGACCUCAGUGUGGGGAAGCCAGGGGGCAAGGUGAAGGCCAAUGAUCGCGACAUUGGCGAGAAUGCAAAAUCCACCUACAGCAUCAUUGAUGGGGACGAUAGGAAUAUGUUUGAGAUCACAACAGAUGCUCAGACUCAGGAGGGAAUCCUUAGGUUGAAGAAGCCCCUGGACUUCGAGACCAAAAGAUCUUAUACACUGAAGGUUGAGGCUGCCAAUGUUAGAUUUGAACCCAGUAGUGGAGGGCCCUUCAAGGACACAGCCACAGUGAAGAUAGCGGUGGAGGAUUCAGACGAGCCUCCUAUCUUCUCCAAGGCUACAUAUGUGCUGGAAGUGGACGAGAACGCGCCCAUCAACACUGUCAUAGGAACAGUCACGGCCCGAGACCCUGAUGUCACUGCCAGCCUUGUCAGGUACUUCAUCGAUCGACACACAGAUCUGGAGAGGCAGUUCAAUAUCAACGUGGAUGAUGGAAAAAUAACAUUGGCUAAACCAUUGGACCGAGAGACAGAUAUGUGGCACAACAUCACAGUAACUGCUACUGAAGUCCGAAACCACAGUCAGAUAUCUAGGGCCAUCGUAGCCAUCCGGGUACAGGACAUCAAUGACAAUGCCCCAGAGUUUGCUGCAGAAUAUGAGGCCUUCGUGUGUGAAAACAGCAAACCUGGCCAGGUUAUUCAAGUUCUUACUGCCAUCGACAGAGACGACCCUGUGCAGGGACAUUACUUUGAAUACCGCCUCAUCCCGGAGAUGCUGAACAACCCAAACUUCACCAUCAAAAACAACGGAGACAAUACCGUCAGCGUCUUGGCCAAGCAUGACAAUUUCCGACGACAGAAACAGGAAAUGUACCUUCUACCUAUCAUUGUGACGGACAACGGGAACCCACCAAUGAGCAGCACCAACACUUUGAUCAUCCGAGUCUGUGGAUGCAGCAAGGAGGGAAUUGUCCAGUCAUGCAACGUUGAGGCCUACGUCCUGCCUAUUGGUCUCAGCAUGGGAGCUCUCAUCGCCAUUCUGGCCUGCAUAAUAUUGCUUUUAGUGAUCGUGGUGCUGUUUGUGACACUGAGGCGACACAAGAAUGAGCCUUUAAUCAUCAAAGAUGACGAGGAUGUGAGGGAGAACAUAAUCCGCUACGAUGAUGAGGGUGGCGGCGAGGAGGACACGGAGGCCUUCGACAUUGCCACGCUGCAGAACCCCGACGGCAUCAACGGAUACCUUCCACGCAAGGACAUCAAGCCAGACCUGCAGUUCAUGCCUCGACAGGGCCAACAUUCCGGCCCUAAUGGUGUAGACGUGGACGAGUUCAUCAACGUUCGACUUCACGAGGCCGACAAUGACCCCACAGCCCCGCCUUAUGACUCCAUCCAAAUCUAUGGCUACGAGGGAAGGGGCUCCAUCGCCGGGUCGCUAAGCUCCUUGGAGACGGCUUCGUCUGACUCGGACCAGAACUAUGACUACCUCAGAGAAUGGGGUCCACGUUUCAGAAGACUUGGGGAACUCUACUCCGUAGGGGAAAGCGACCGAGAGACUUGACCUUGCGAUCUUAAGAGACCCCUUUGAUUUUUUGUCCACGUACUUGUGUAUUAAUGCUAGGAGAUGUGCCGGCUUAUAGAAACAGCUGUUUAAAAAAGGGGGCCACCUUUUUGUAUUCUUCUUAGGGUGAAGUAAUAGCAGUCAUCUACCACAUCAAGCGCAUUGUAAUUGUUGAGACAAACUUAACAAUGUUUAUAUUAAAAGAUCUAUGAUUCUUGUGGAGUGUAACUUAGAUUCCGUCGUGGAGUGUCUUGCAGUUUUUUGGGUGUUUUGUCAUUUGCUGUGACUGCCAGAGGCAUAAAGAUCCUGGAAUUCUGGUAGUCGUUUGAUGAGACGUGACAAAGAGAAGUAGAGCAAGGUAAUUUAGAGAUGUUUGACAGCCAAUCGGACACACUGGAAGAUGGACCACUGAGGCCACCGAACGAGAACAGCUACUUCCAAUUGGUCUCUGAGCAAGAACAGAUUCUUCUGAUUGGUCUCAGAGCAAGAACAGCUACUUCUGAUUGGCAUCUGGAGUAACAACAGUUUAUUCUGAUUGAUCUCUGAGCAAGAACAACUACUUCUGAUUGGCAACUGGAGCAACAACAGCUACUUGUGAUUGGCUCAUGUCUCUUAUCUCUACACAAUACCCAGUCAAUCGAAGAAAAAAAUAUUAGGAAAUGAAAAAAAAAGCAAUACUUGGUCUAAGUUACAAUGUUGAAUGUAUGUCUGAUUUGAGAAAGCAAAAAGACAACCACAAAAAUAUUGGCUUUAAGAAUUUGUUUAGAUAUCAUUUGAUAUGGUAACAGGUGGCUGCGUUUAUAAACUAUCUGAGCCGAAAGGCUUGCUUUCUACAACUAUUUGUAUUUACACGCUCCGGGUGUGGGUCGCAAGUGUUGUUAGCCUAAAAAUGACUGAAGCAAAGACAAAAAAAGAAUAAUGUAGAAACUUUGAGGCCUUCUUUUUACAGAAGCAAGCAUUAUAUACUGUUGUACUCUGUUUUUUGACAAUGAACGUGUUGAUUCUCAUAAUUGUUCUAUGAUUUUUUCUUUGUAUACCUGUUCUGAUAUAAUUUAUCUCCUGUGCUAAACCUCUUGAGUGUUUUUAACCAUCCUUUCAUGCAACUGUUCUUCCUGCCGUGAAUACAGCCAAAACAAAUCUUCAGAUAUUGUAUUUAAUGAUUUCAGCAUUUAAAGAGAACUAAUUACUGUACAUUUAACCUUGACACACAGAUCAUAAUAGCUUUGUGGGAGAGGAAAAUGUUAUACAUACCUACAGUGUGUAAACUGUAUAAUGUAUCUAUAUUCAGUAUACAGUUACUAAUGGCCAUUUAAGCACAAUAGCUAGGAUGAUUUAAGCGUUAUGGAUAUUGGACCCUUCUCAGUGUUGCAUUUAUUUAAUAAACCCUGAUUUCUUUAGCCCAUGAAAAUGAUGAUACAAAUUCAGAUACUUGUGUAUUGUGCUUACACUGUAUGAUAGUAGAUAAAAGAUGACUUGUUCUGUAUAUAGAGUUACUGCUGACGUCCUUAGCUUUCAUUGACGUGGUAGGUUUUGUCUAUGCACGUUAGCUCUUGCACAUGAUGAGAAUCAAAAAUGGCACUACAGCUGCGUGCAUACUCAAUUUGUACUGAUACAGUAUUAUGGCAGUUCUCAGUAGACUUACAAUAUAUAUGAAAUAGUCUUACAUGCAGAUCAUAUUUUCUACUGUGCUUUAAUGCUUAUAAACGUGUAUGUUUAAUUAUUUACUCCCUGUACUGUAAUCUAAGAUACCCUGUAUUGUUUCCUACUUUGUGAAAUAUAUUUUUAUAAAUAUU
Osmerus eperlanus (European smelt) is the source of this 4664-nucleotide messenger RNA. It is a transcript of the gene cdh8, whose product is annotated as cadherin 8. The transcript has 12 exons. Gene Ontology annotation, biological process: multicellular organism development; cell-cell junction assembly; synaptic transmission, glutamatergic. Gene Ontology annotation, cellular component: catenin complex; plasma membrane; synaptic cleft. Lineage: Eukaryota; Metazoa; Chordata; Actinopteri; Osmeriformes; Osmeridae. Bases 472 to 2871 code for a protein of 799 amino acids. Gene Ontology annotation, molecular function: calcium ion binding; cadherin binding. The record is from RefSeq and is a predicted model, not a curated record.